Saccharomycodes ludwigii is the source of this 2568-nucleotide messenger RNA. It is a transcript of the gene SPO1, whose product is annotated as putative carboxylic ester hydrolase. Lineage: Eukaryota; Fungi; Ascomycota; Saccharomycetes; Saccharomycodales; Saccharomycodaceae. The coding region runs from base 1 to 2568 and encodes 855 amino acids. The transcript has a single exon. The record is from RefSeq and is a predicted model, not a curated record. Gene Ontology annotation, cellular component: cytosol; intracellular membrane-bounded organelle; extracellular region. Gene Ontology annotation, biological process: glycerophospholipid catabolic process. Gene Ontology annotation, molecular function: A2-type glycerophospholipase activity.
AUGAAUAAAAAAAAUAAACCAAUUAUAUUUUUCAGAAAUAUUAUACUGUUGUCAAUUAUUUUUUCCUUUUAUACUAGCAUUAAGUACCCGUUUGCCAUUGCUUCACUUAUUCCUAUUAAAUAUCCCAGAACCAUUAGUAAUGCUCAAUCGGACACAGUUUCUAGUAUCUACAAUGAAGGUAACAGUAAUAAUAAAAGUUGCUUUAAUUUUAUAAACAUCAACGAUGCUGAAAACAAUAAAAAGCAACUACAUAGUGUUAAAGAUUUUCUUGUAGAAAAAAAUAAGCUGAAUGUAUUUACCUCGCAGAAUUCUUUAUAUGCUCCAAGAAGGGUUGAAUGUCCAAAUUACCCAUUGCUAAGAAAUGCAAGUAUAAGUACUACUAGUUAUAAUAUGUACCAUAAUAAUGAUUUUUUUUAUCCUCAUGAAGAAAUUAACGCUGAAGAAAAAGAUUAUAUCAACUCGAGAAAUUCUAUUCACACGCAAGCAAAUAUUUUAAAAUUUUUAAAAAGUCUAGAAAUACCUGAUUUUAGUUUCUACCAUUUCUAUUUCUAUCCUUUGUUUACUGAUUUGUAUGAAAAUACAAAGAUUGGAUCAGACAGAGAAAACCAAUGGAAACAUGCCCUUUUCGAUGAAAAAAACUAUAGUAAGGAAAAUAGUCUUUACAAUCUGCUUGGUAACCAAAGUAAUAAUUAUAAUGCUGAAAGCAAUAAUAUCAAUAUCGGAGUUGCUAUAUCUGGGGGUGGGUACCGAUCAAUGUUAACGGGAGCAGGGGUGCUUCUGGGAAUGGAUCGAUAUGGGUUGUUAAGCUGUACAAAUUAUAUAACUGCUGUUAGUGGAGGAAGUUGGCUAUUAACGAGCUUACUUCUUAAUGAUUUUAAUUCAAUAGGUAACUGGAAUUUUAAAGAUAGUUUAUUAGAGGGAAUACCAAAUAUAGAAAUUAGUAGCAGUGAUGAUGAUACUUCUUUAUUAAAAUUGUUGGAAACUGGCGGGGAGAAAAGGGAGAAAGACAGUAAUGGGAUUUUCCAUAAAAGAGGGUUUAACGAUUAUAUCAUGUUUUUAAAAUUGAAAAUAGAUAAAUUGUUCGGUAAUAAGAAUAAAAAAAAAGAUAAUAAACUGAACGAAGAAACGCCAUUAUUUACCUACUCUAAUACCACUGACAUAAAUACACUUAUGAAAAUGAUGGAUAAGAUGAACAGAUUUCGUAAGAGUGUCAAAUUUUAUAACAAAAUACAUGAUUUGGUGAAACCAAAAAAAAUGGCUGGUUUCCCCCUCAGUUUUACAGAUUACUGGUCAAAAGCUUUGAUGAAUCGAAUGACAGCACAAUGGGAUGAUUCAAGCGUAGAUAAGCAGCAAAACAUUGAGCUAACUACAGUUUUGUCCAAAAGCAGUAGGUUUCUUAGAUAUGAAAUCCCACUUCCCAUAAUAGUAGCCAAUUGUAAAAACGGUUUAUUGAGAAAUGCCGUUUUUGAAUUUACUCCUUUUGAAUUUGGCUCAUGGUUAAAGACUUUCAAUAUGUUUGCAAAUAUAAAAUAUUUGGGAUCGAAAGUUAACCCAGAAACUUGGUACGGAACUGAGUGUUACAAUGGUUUCGAUAAUAUUGGAUUCAUAACAGCCACAUCCUCGAGUUUAUUCAAUAUUUUGUUUUCUUAUAUUUGGAAGUUAACCAUGAAUGUGUCAUCCGAUACUCAUCGAGCCAUCAAAGCAAUAUUUGCGGUGUUUGGGAUAAAUUUACUAGAUAACCAUGUGUUUAGUGAUGAUGUAGAAAGCAGUGCUGUUUCCAGACCAGAUUAUGCGAUUUUCAAAACAAACCCUUUUUAUAAAUUAAACAUUUCUUCGAGUUUUAUGGCAGAUUCAUUGACUAAAGAUGAAUCUUUAUACUUGGUGGAUGGAGGGGAAGAUACAGAAAAUCUACCAAUAAGACCAUUGCUACAGCCGGAUAGAAAUUUAGAUAUUAUUUUUAUUGUGGAUUCAAGUUCAGAUAGGAACAAUUUUCCCAACGGUAGAAAUCUAUACAAUAUUUACAAAAACUUUUUGAUGGAGGAAAAUUAUAGAAUUAUUCGGCCAAUGAGCGAGUAUUACAAGCAAAGUGGUGACGACGAAGUACAAUUUGUUAAAAUAUUGAAUAUUCCAAAAAUACCCAAAACAAUUAGUUUAGAUGGACAUAAUAAUACAAAGCUGUUUGCUUAUAAUAAAACUUCAAUUGUCUUUGGUUGUUUCAUAGAAAGUUAUGUGACGUUACCUUUAAAUAUUACCAGGACAAAUGGUACUGAGUUCAAUUAUAUUGAUAUCAAGCCACAAAAAUACCCUCCGAUGCUAUUAUACAUGCCGAAUAAUAAUAUAUCCUAUGCUUCCAACAAAUCAACAUUCAAGAUGAGCUAUAGUGCAACUGAAGUUAAAAAAAUGAUUGAAAACGGUGAAAAUAUAUUUACGCAAUCUUUUGAUGCUAAUUAUAAGAAAUGCUUAGGUUGUUUUAUGAUCAAAAGAACAUAUGAUAAUAGAGCUCAUAUUGACAAACAAAAAAUACCAGAUUUUUGCAAUGAAUGUUAUAAAGAAUAUUGUUACAAUUAG